Messenger RNA from Dermochelys coriacea (leatherback sea turtle), 3316 nucleotides. It is a transcript of the gene PPIL6, whose product is annotated as peptidylprolyl isomerase like 6. Lineage: Eukaryota; Metazoa; Chordata; Testudines; Dermochelyidae. The record is from RefSeq and is a predicted model, not a curated record. Gene Ontology annotation, molecular function: peptidyl-prolyl cis-trans isomerase activity. The transcript has 7 exons. Gene Ontology annotation, biological process: protein peptidyl-prolyl isomerization. The coding region runs from base 1213 to 2001 and encodes 262 amino acids.
GGACUGUCUGUCCAACUUUUAUUUUCAGCAGUCCCCCAAUUCAAGGGUAUGCCACUUCCUGAGUGACUGGUAAGGGAACUUGGGCUUGGCCACGGUGCAUUCCAUCCUAGGGACCGUUCAAUCAACAGCCAAGGUUUGCUCUACCCUACUGCUUUUUCCCUAGGUUGCCUCUGUCAAGCUUCUUUCUCCACCACCCCUUUGCAUAAACCCUUCCUUCUGGAGCAGGAUCCCAGGACUGCUUCCUUCCUGGCUCUCACCUUUUCCUGCUCUUAAGUCCAGAGCGUGACUGCAUACUUCCAUUCUGUAGCCUCCUUCUAUCCUUGCUUGCUGGUCUUAUGCCAGCCCUGCCUGCUACUGCCACUGGGCUCAAUCCUCAGUAGGUGUCUGCCUCUGAAGCCUGACUCCUCUCAGGUGUGGUUCAAAGGGGCUAAGAAACUUGAUAGGCCACAUUAACUCUUUCCAGGCCAGUGUGAGAUGAACACACCAUCAUAGAAGCACUUAGAUACCAUGAUAAUAGAAGCGAUAUAAAUACUUAAGACAGGUAAAUUUUCUUGUGUGACUUCUAAAAGAAGAUUUGAAUUUAACUGUCCAAAUAGUAAAAGGUGGGUGCACGUACCCAUACAUCCACCUAACGUCCAUAAGUGGGUCUGUUUUAAUUAUGGGUAGAGGUUUUAGUGGGAGGUCUCUCUCAUGGGAAGAAAAAGUAAACAUUCUAUUUCUAUUGAUUUGUCUUUAUUUACUUUUUCAUUUGUGUGUGUGUGUGUGUGUGUGUGUGUGUGGAUGGAUCACGGUACUAUUUUUUUUUUUUUUCAUUUGCUGAUUGACUAUCCUAGCUAUGUGUUGUGCACCUCAGUCACUUUGGCACAUUUGAAAACUCCACCCAAGGAGACCAAUGUAGGAUGCAGUUAAAGAUCUAGCACUGUGUUAAUAAAAUGCCCAGUGAAAAUGGCACUCUCAUAAGCAAACCCUCCUCCCUGCACAGCACUAGGAUAUGUAUAAUGUAUGUGCAAGCGGAGUUUCUAUCUGUAAGGCUUGUAGUACAACUUGAAGCUGCAGAGCACUGGCCCUGUGAUUGGAGUUGCUAUGGUGAGCAGAAUUCUGUUUACACUCCCUCCUCCAGCUGACCUGGAGUGAGGCUGGACAGCCAGCAGAGCAGCAGCAACCAAAGGAGGAAAAACCAGAAGACAGUGUGUGCGGUGGGGUGAGAGUGCCAUGGGUCCCCUGCAAUUGCAGCAGUUGACGGUGGUCGGGUUUCUCAAAGAGCCUGUGUUCCACGUGGCGAAGCGUACAGCAGAGGAACUGAAAGGUGAAACCUGGGAGUAUCCCUCCAGCGUGAUGUGUUUUAUUGAUGGCCAACUGCUGGGAAGUGAACAAGAAUUGCUCAAGUGGGCUUAUGACAAGUGGAACUACCAAGAUUUUAAACCUGUGGCACUUUACCAAGCUAUUACUGAGGAUUUUUACACCAAACAUAUGCAAAAUAGCAAGCAUGUGUUUGUGUACAUGGAUAUAGCUAUUCAGGAGCAGCCCACAGGCACCUUGUUAUUUGAGCUCUAUUCUGAUAUGUGCCCCAAAACCUGUGAGAAUUUUCGCUCUUUGUGUACAGGAGAAGCAGGGACUUCUCGCAGUGGUCUGGAGCUUACUUAUAAAGAGUCAGUUUUUCAUCGAUUAGUAAAAAAUGGCUGGAUACAAGGAGGAGACAUAACAGCUGGAAGAGGAGACAGUGGUGAGUCAAUUUAUGGACCCACUUUUGAAGAUGAAAACUUUUCCAUUCCUCACAACAAAAAGGGGAUUCUUGGGAUGGCCAACAAGGGACGUCACAGCAAUGGUUCACAGUUUUAUAUCACACUACAGCCAGCUCCCUAUAUGGAUAAAAAAUAUGUGGCUUUUGGACAGCUGAUUGAAGGUACAGAAGUUCUUCAGAAACUGGAAGAUGUAUCUACGUACAAUGAAAGGCCUGUAGUAGAAUGUAAAAUUAUUAACUGUGGCGUUCUUGUGCCUUGAUUACAAGCCAAUUUACCUUCCUACUGCAAUGCGUAAAAAUGCAUAUGUUUCUGACCAGCCUUUUAUAGAUUUUGUACUCUUUUUUUAAUCUAAAAUAGCAUUUUUAUACAUCUAAACUUUUUAGCUUGAUAUUUUUUCUAUUCUAAACAUGUUCAUGGUUUGUUCACACAAAUUCUUACAUGAAUAUACUAAUGGGCUUGGGAAUUUAACGUUAUGCCAUUAUAUAGCUAUACAAAUUAUUGUGUAAAUAUGGAUGUCCAGUGAGAGAUUACAUUACUGUAGGCUGCACUAUAAAUAAUCCUGUUAAGUAGAACACUAAUUAGCACUACUUCAUAAUUGAAUUUGCUAUUGAUUGAUUGUGAUGAGUGGACGCAAUUAUUUACCUCUGGCCCAAUUCUGCCAUUCUUGUGUCAUACUAAAUCAUACCUCAUGCCACUGGUAAUAAUAAAAUCAGUGCAUGUGAGGUAAGGUACAACUCAACAUAAGGGUGGUACUGGGCGGUCUCUGAAUAUCAGAGGUCUGAUCUCACUUACACCAGUAUAAAUCAAGAGUUACCACUGAAGUCAAUGGAGCUACACCAGAGUAAAACCGGCGUAUGUAAAAUUAGACCCAGGCCCUAGACAUAUAUUUAAUUAUUUUGUUUACAGAUUGUAUCAAAUUAUUAAGAUAUUUGGACCCACCUGAACCCAUUAAAAUGCUAAAAUUACACCAAAACAGGAAAUUAUAAACUAUACCCUAUUAUCCAAGAUAUCCAUGAGAUUUUGCAAAUAGCAAUGAGUAGAUGUGGUUUCAAUGAGUGUGAAAGUUCCACAUAAAGAAGUCAAUGUUUAUCUAAAUGGUGUAAAAAACCUUCAUUUAUGACUCAUGAGACUAAACACUCAACUCGUUGCCAAUUGCCAUAGUAGUAAUUUCUGAGAUGAAAGAUGUUUCUUAGGCAUAGUAUAGGAGUAGUGACAGCAGAUGGUUUCAGCAGAAGCUGGCAAAUGGAUGGCAAGUGUGGAAAAAGACUGUGUCCCAGAAUCUCAACAAAGAUAAUCCAUAACCAUUAAAAUCUCUCUAACAUGUCUGCAACUGGCAAAAGAGUCUUUGAUUUUUUACUUUACCUUCCUGUGUAAAGCACUGUGAAAUCAACAGAUGAAAAUUUGUAAGACCUAAGUACACCAAUGACUUUUGUAAAAAGAAAAGGAGUACUUGUGGCAAUAUCUGCAAAAAGAAAAGGAGUACUCACUAACACGGCUGCUACCCUGAAAUGACUUUUGUGUUUGUAUUUGGAUUCUGGCAAUCAGAACCAAUAAAAUUUCCCACUGUAACUUGA